This is a messenger RNA of Vicia villosa (hairy vetch), 1203 nucleotides long. RefSeq names its product sm-like protein LSM8. Lineage: Eukaryota; Viridiplantae; Streptophyta; Magnoliopsida; Fabales; Fabaceae. Gene Ontology annotation, biological process: mRNA splicing, via spliceosome. The record is from RefSeq and is a predicted model, not a curated record. Gene Ontology annotation, cellular component: U6 snRNP; precatalytic spliceosome; U4/U6 x U5 tri-snRNP complex. Gene Ontology annotation, molecular function: RNA binding. The coding region runs from base 218 to 514 and encodes 98 amino acids. The transcript has 6 exons.
CACCCUAGGCCGUUAUACAAAGUGCCCUAAAAGUUAAUAGAGGCCACUUCAAAAUUCAUUUUACCCAAUUCAAAGCCAAAAUCCCCCACCUCCUUCUCGUCUCUUGGUGGUGACAACAACCACUGUCUUCCGUCACGCUCUCCUUCAUAUCCAAAGUUGUGAUAGAAGUUUGACAAUCAACUAAGCCAGUUAGCCAGUCAGUAACUAUCUCUGCAAGAUGUCGGCUGGACCUGGACUAGAAUCCCUCGUCGAUCAGACAAUAUCAGUCAUUACAAAUGAUGGACGGAAUAUAGUGGGUGUCCUAAAAGGCUUUGACCAGGCGACAAAUAUAAUUCUUGAUGAGUCUCAUGAACGAGUUUAUUCUACUAAGGAAGGUGUCCAGCAGCUUGUUCUAGGUUUAUACAUCAUUAGGGGUGACAACAUAAGUGUUGUUGGUGAACUGGAUGAGGAUCUAGAUUCCAACCUAGAUUUGUCCAAGCUUAGAGCCCAUCCCUUGAAGCCCGUCAUCCACUGAAGCCAACUUAUGUUAGUUGUUAGGGCUUAGGAGUUGCUUGCUUGUAUCGAACUCAUGACCUUCGAGGGUGAGGAAAGAUCACAUCUCUAUUAUAUGUAAAAGUCAUGAAUUUAUUAACACAUUUCGUUAGCAUCAGUUUUGACAGAUAGCAUCAACAAUUUACUCACGAAGGAAAACGUAAAUUAGUGUGCUUCUCGUGUUAUAAACACUAUCUGUAAAAGUAUUGAGGAGUGAGGUAUUGCAUGUUUGAAUUGAACCUAUAGUCCAACAUAUCAAAUAUUUUGCCAAUUUAUAUGUUCUCAGCAAUUUUGAUAAAUAAUCAUGAAUGGGUUUUUCAAACAAUGAUGUAGCGAUUACAAUUUUCCUGUUAUGUACUUGAAAAACUCCCAACAUUGCAUUGGGAUGCAGGAUGAAGUGGAAUUAUCAGGGACCAUACUGGUGGAUGAGGGGUUUGGCUUGGAUGAGUGGUCAUACAAAAUUUAUGGUUCAACUUGGACCUUUUUGAAUGACUUAUUGGUGUGUUGGAGGGAUUAAUCAUUGCUAGGCCUGAGAAGUUUGCUCGAGAUUGAAUUGCAAUUGGAUUCAGAAGCUGUGGAUAGUUGCAAUGCGAAACUUUCCAAGGUUCAUUAUUGUGAAAACUGUAUAAUAUAUCUAGUAUAAAAAAAAUGUACAAACACUAUAGAGGAAAC